Molecule: messenger RNA, 5896 nt
Organism: Marmota monax (woodchuck)
Lineage: Eukaryota; Metazoa; Chordata; Mammalia; Rodentia; Sciuridae
Gene: Naf1
Product: nuclear assembly factor 1 ribonucleoprotein
Exons: 8
Coding region: 197-1672 (491 amino acids)
Biological process (GO): box H/ACA snoRNP assembly; ribosome biogenesis; pseudouridine synthesis
Cellular component (GO): sno(s)RNA-containing ribonucleoprotein complex
Molecular function (GO): RNA binding
Source: RefSeq, a predicted model, not a curated record
CUCCCGGAAGUGCCGCUGAAUAACGCCGGGGGCGUGUCUUUAGGUUUCUCCGCGUGUAGUUACCUGUGGAACGCGGGACCUUUGCGUCUGGCGCGGUUGUGUCCCUUGCAGAGGGAGUUUUACUUUGUUUGGCGGGAGACGAGAGAUUGUCUGCAGGUCCGGAACGUGAGGCCUUCUCGGUGUCUGGCGCGGCGCAAUGGAGGUGGUGGAGGCUGCCGCCGCUCAGCUGGAAACCCUGAAAUUCAGUGGCCCUGGCUCUGGGGUUGACCAUGGUGCAGAGGUGCGGUCUCCGGACUCAGUUCCCGCGCCGGGGUCGCAGCCGCCGCUGCAGUCGGAAGAGGGUUGCCCAGACCGUGAGCAGGCCGUGGAGGCUCAGCCUGCAGGGGAGCAAACACUACCGCCUUCCCCGAGCGCCGAGGCGGGGGGGAGCCCUGCGCCCCAGCCUGCGCCGGAACUGCCGCGCUGCGGGGCCUGCAUCACCGGCCCGGCCGCCACCCGGCUGGCGCAGACCCCGCACUCCUCGGAGACCUCGGACUCGGACUCAGACUCGGACUCUGACAGUGAAACAGAUUCAGAUAGUUCAAGCUCCUCUUCUUCCUCAUCGUCUUCUUCCUCAUCUUCCUCUUCCUCUCAUAUAUCACUUCCUCCAGUGUUGUCAGAUGGAGAUGAUGAUUUACAAGUUGAGAAAGAAAAUAAGAAUUUUCCUCUUAAAACAAAAGAUGAAUUACUUCUUAAUGAGCUGCCUUCUGUUGAAGAACUCACUAUUAUUCUGCCUGAAGAUAUUGAAUUAAAACCUCUUGGGAUGGUUUCAAGUAUAAUUGAACAAUUAGUAAUAAUUGAGUCUAUGAAUAACCUACCUCCAGUUAAUGAGGAGACUGUAAUUUUUAAAAGUGAUCGACAAGCAGCAGGAAAGAUAUUUGAAAUAUUUGGACCUGUUGCACAUCCGUUUUAUGUGUUACGGUUUAAUUCUUCAGAUCACAUUGAAAGUAAAGGUAUUAAAAUAAGGGAGACUAUGUAUUUUGCUCCAUCAAUGAAAGACUUCACCCAAUAUAUAUUCACAGAAAAACUAAAACAGGAUAGGGGAUCAGAUGCAUCAUGGAAGAAUGAUCAGGAACCACCACCAGAUGCCUUAGACUUCAGUGAUGAUGAAAAAGAAAAAGAAGCCAAACAGAGAAAAAAAUCUCAGAUUCAAGGCCGGAAAAAACUCAAAUCUGAAUUUAAUGAGCCAGGUGAAGAUUUUGCUGAAGUUCAUCAGAAUUGGAAUGCUUAUAGUCCUUCUUCAGAACAUUCAAAAGGAUAUCGCAACAGGGAAUUCACACGAGGAUUUUCUAGGGGUAGAUACCCUCGAUCUUGCCACAGCAGGCCUCCAGCUCAGCAGUUUUAUAAUUCAGAACAUAUGGUAUCUCAAGAAACUUUGGGAUUUCCACCUCAAAGACAAGAUAAUCCUAUUAUGCCACAAUACCCCUUUCCUCCGCCUGUGUUUGACAUGCAUAACUUUCCACUUCCUCCACCACCUCCAUCUAUAAACAUGGGUUGGGCUGCACCUAACAUGGCACCUCAUCCAAUGCUUAACUUACCAUACUCCUUGCCCCCGCCUCCCCCUCCUCCACCACUACCUCCUCCACCCACUCCUGGAGAUAGUAAUUCUUCUCAUUUUGGAUCUUACUAUUAGGUGCAUGUAUGCAUUUCCAGCGAAAUGUAAACUUCUCAUAUGCUAAGGAUUUUUUUUUAAGGAAAAGAAAGUGAUUAUGGAACUAGAUUUUUAAAAACACUGUAAAAAUACUAAAUGUUUCAGUUGUAAGUUGAUAUAUAUAUUUGUAACUUGUGAAAUUGUAUUCAUUUGAAAAUUUCAGCUUAAAUAUUUGGGGUGAAAUCCAAUUAUGUAAUAUUUAAUUAAAACUUUGAAUCAUGCUUUCCCCCACCUAAUAGACUAUAUAUAUAUAUAUAUAUAUAUAUAUAUAUAUAUAUAGUCUUCGAUAUGGAACAGAUUCCAUCAUGAAUUAAAAUAUACUGAACAUUCAGUUGCCUUUUUUGGUGUAAUCUGAAAAUAAGAUGUUGAAGUCCUAUUGAGAGUCUUUAAAAAUAAACUAUUUUUAUAAACUUAUACUUUUGGAAUUGAUUUUGAUUUUAAAUGCAGUUUAGCAGUAAUUGUUUACAUAAAUAAUUUUUUAAAAGCAAUUGAGUAUAUAGAGGAGGAAAAUCAUCCUGGCAGAAGCUCUGACUAUAACUAAAGUUAAUAUUUAUUAAUUAUGUAUAGGUAAGCUUUCAUUAUACAUGCAGAUUUCUAUUUAGAAGCAUUUACUAUUUAACCACUUUCACAUUAAGACGUAUUUAGGAAUUAUGUCUUCCAUGUUUUCCCAGAUUUUCACAUACCUGGCACAGAUUAGGUGCUUGAUAAAUAUUUAUUGAAUGACUGAAGGAGUUGAGAGUUUUUAAUUAAAUAAGUGUGGCUGUUACUUUACAUCAAGUGUAUAUGUAUGGGAAAUGAUGGAAUUUUAGAGCUAAAUUAGUCUAAACUAUUUCUCAUUUAAUAAAUGAGCUUUACUAAGGGUUUCAAAAGGCUCAGUAAUUUAAGGUCAUUUAGCUACUGAGAUAGCAAGAAGUUGAACCUAGGUUUUUUCCCUCAGGCUAGCACUUUCAUUAAAUUGAUACUUCACAGUAUUUUCAUUCCUUAACAUACUUAGAAAAUAUGUGUAUAUAUUUGUGUGGCACAUGGGAGUGAUCUGAAAGCCACUUAUCCCACCUCUCACUCUGCAGGAUUUUUUAGUACACAAGUUGAGAAGUGCCACCUUGGUAUACUUGGACUUGAUCCUAUUUGUAUUUUCCUCAUUUUUCCUUCUUAAAAUGUUUUUGCAGCUUCUCUUUAGAAGUUCGCUUUUUAAUUUAUGACCUUGCCUUUUUCUGGUUGGUAGAUAAUGUCUGGUUAUAGAAAUAAAUGAGAUUAACCCAUGUUUUCAUUUAGUUUGGUACCUUUAGCCACUUAGGCCCAAUAUGCCUUUCUUCCUGUAGUUGAUUCAGGGCUUUUGCAACUUUGAGGUGCCUAGAAAUACCUGAAUAGUUUGUUAAAGAUAACAUUCUUAUACUUUAUCUCCUGAAUUUGUUGUUAGUCUGCAAAUAUUUCAGGAUAAAUUAAAUUUCUUCAACUUCGUGCCCAUUCAUUCUGGAACUUCAUUGAGUUCUGUUUGGCUAGUAGUAGAGAUGUGGGGUUUAUGGCAGCAAAAAAAAAAAAGAAGUUAAACCACAGUGGGUGGGGGGAUUUGUAUCCUUGGUCCUCUUUUGUCAACUACAUUUGUCUUUGGAGUUUAAAAAGAGGAAUCCAACUACUAUGAUUUUAUUGUUUUCCUCCCAAAAUGCAUGUGUUUAAGCUUAAUGCCCAUCGUAGCAGUGUUAAGAGAUGAGACCUUUGGGGAUGCGAUUGUAUCAUGAAGGCUUCAUUCAUUAGUGGAAUAGUGCCUUACAAAAGGCUGGAGGAUUGAGGGCUGCCUUAGUUCUCUUGUGCUCUUCCAUUUCUCCCACUGUGUGAGGACCCCAUGUUCUUCCCUGGCAAGGAUGGGGCAACGAGACACCACCUUGGAAGCAGAGCAGGCCUCACCAGACACCAAAGAGGCUGAUAUCUUCAUGUUGGCCUCCCUGCCUCCAGAACUGAAAACUGAAUUUCUAUUGCUUAUAAACUACCCAGAGUUUGGAUUUUGUUAGAGCAGCAUGAAGACUCCAAUUGUAAAAUGGCUGCCUAAGCUAAUUUUUUUUUUUUUUAAUUAAGAAGAAUAACUAUUUCUUCCCUUCCUUUCUUUUCUAGAAAAGAUGGGCCCAUAGUAACUUACUAGAAAUAGUAAGGGAGUUUUAGAACUUAGCCACAGGACAUAUCUUACUUCAUUCUGUGCUGCUGUAACCGAAUACCCCAGAUUGGGUAAUUUACAAUGAGCUGGAGUGUAUUGGCUCACAUUUACAGAGCCUGGGAAACAUAUCAAGGUGCUCACAACUAGCCAGGGUUUUACUGCUACAUAAGCAUGUGGCAGAAACAAGCUGAUCUAUAACAUCAUCAAUCUUAUUCAGAAAGUGGAGCACACCCUCUUAGGCUAAGAACUCUUAAAAGUCCCACCUCUUAACAUUCCCAUAAUGGCAAUUUCAAUGUGAGCUUUGGAGGGGACAAACAUGUAAACCACAACAGUACAUUUUAUAAAAGCAAUAUUUUGUGUGGUUGUGUCAAAUUGCCAUGUGUCUGUGUAGUGAUAACCAUAAGUUAUCAAUACUAAAGGGACAUGGGAGUGAGGUGAAUCAUAAGCCCCAGCAGGUUGUCUGUAUGGAAGUCUUGUUUGGGGGCAAUGAGGAGUAUAGCUCGUUUUCUCAUUCUCUCACUUUUCCCAUCCACGUUGUGAUUUUUACCCUCUACACACACACCUACUUCUUCCUGUCCUACUUUCUGUAGCUUGGUUAGAGCUGGUGAAGACAUAUAUUUUAAAAAACUAAUGUCAUUUUGGUGAGCAAGAAAUGAGUAGAAUUCUGAGUUCCAAUUCACUGGAAUUUUAAGGUAUGUAAUAAUUAUAAAGAGGUGAUAUUAAAAUCUUCAGGCACUAAAAAUGUUAGCAUGUUUAAGGAGGAUUUCUUAAAAUGGCAAUGAUACUGUUGAGGGAGCAUCUCAGACAUAAUGUCAUUUUUAUUUAUUUCCUUUCAAUAAUAAUGGCUGGAAUUUCUAUUUGAUUUUAUCAAUUUAUAAAUUUAAGACAAAUUUUAAGACUAAUUUUAAUGUCUUUAGUUCUUUUACACAAUUUCCCUUUAUUGGCUUCUGUUACAGAAAUGGCAGUCCCUCUCAACUGGAUGCUUCAAGUCAGGGAAUAUGAGCAAAAGAGAAAAAAAUCCUUAAAAAGCAUGUCUACUUUUCACUCUUUCCUAAUCUGUUAAUCUAAUGCACCUAAGGAAGGCUUGAGAAGAUUGUUUACUUAGGACACUAUCCUUAUGUACUCAGGGUUUUUAGAAUUUUUCAAAAAUCUGUAGUCAUAUGCUUCCAUAAGUAUAGGGAAAGUAAGUUCAUAUAGUAUUACAGACUUUAAAUAAGAGGCAAAAAGAUAAAUUAAUAUUUUAUAGAAUUAUUUAUGUGUUCAUACAAUGUGUUUAUAAAAGAUUUAUUUUGACAUUGCAUAUUUGUCAGUGUUGAUAAGCUGUGAGGUCUAAAUAUGAAAAAUAAUUUGGUAGAAUGCAAGCUGGGAAAUUUAAAAGUAGUUAUUUGUGAGAAUUCUUGUCAGAUAAUGCUGCGUUAUUCAUAAUUUUACAUAUUCAGUGUAAAAAAAAAACCUACACAUUUGUGUUCUUCAGAUAAAUUGCAAAUAUUCUACUGUCUGUUUUCACUCUUCACCUAGUCUGAUCUGGAAUGUAUAUGGAUGCAAAUUAGGAUAUGAAAAAUACAUCAUGAAUGUCAAAAAUAUCUUAUGGAUAUGGAUUAUAUGAAUUAUGUUCUAGAAAAAAACAAAACAUUUUCUGUACUGUAGUUGAAAUUAAAGUUGAAAACAUUUUCAUAAUGUUAUCUAUUGGACCAAAGUACUUGUUUUGAGCUACUACCAGCAACGACAUCUUAUUUUUGAUCUUGUGCACUAGGUACCUAAAUUGUUAUUACUGGGUUAGACAUGUACAAUUACUUAGUAUCCUGGAAAUGAGGUAUAAAUUUGUUUAUCAAAUGGUAAAACACUUAAUAAAAAUCGACAAUGAAGAAAAAUGUUGAAUGCUCUGGAUAUUCUGCGAAAUUAUAUGUAUACCAUUAUAUGUAUGAUAUCUAUCUGUAUGUACACACAUUUGAAGUCUAGUAUAAAAAAGCCUGGUUGUUGUGCAUAUUUUACUUGUUGACUACAUUUCAUUUCUGCUUAUAUUAGAUUGAUGAAAUGGGAAUAAACUUUGCAUUAUAGUA